Messenger RNA from Astrephomene gubernaculifera, 1644 nucleotides. The record is from the annotation of a GenBank genome assembly. Lineage: Eukaryota; Viridiplantae; Chlorophyta; Chlorophyceae; Chlamydomonadales; Astrephomenaceae.
GGAGCGACGGUUGGCGCUUUCAGUUAGUUGGCCACGAAGAGAUAUGUUCCCAGCUUCUCCGCGCGGUAAACUGGCUCGCUUGUCCUUUGUUCUGUAACUUGUAGGUCCUUACUGUUGGUGAUGUCCCUUCUGAUACUCAGUCCUUUAUUCCUUUAUAGCUGUUAAAUGGCAAAAGAAGGCCCGAAGCACGCUGUUAAUGCUCAUCCACGAUGGUUUACACCUUUGCGACUGCUUGGUAUAUUUUGUAUGACAAAUCUGGUGGUCUAUUUAGACCGAGGUCUUAUAGCUAGCAAUGGCGUCAACGGCUCGCCUCGCACAGUGGAGGACCCACGCGGGUCAGGCAUUCAGGGCGAAUUCGGUUUGUCGUACUUCCAGGACGGCCUGCUGCCCGCCUUCUUCAUGGUGGGGCUGCUGCUCAGCUCCCCGGUCUUCGCGGAGGCAUGCAAGCACGUGAGCGGCUUCCGGCUGCUAGGCGCCGGCAUGGGCGUGUGGGCCGCGGCGGUGCUGGGCUGCGGCGGCGCGCCCAGCUUUGGCUGGCUGCUGGUGGCGCGGGCGUUCGUGGGGGUGGGCGAGGCUUCGUUUGUGGCGCUGGCGGCGCCCUUCAUUGACGACUUCGCCCCCGUCUCCCAGAAGACCCGCUGGUUCGCCGCCUUCUACCUCUGCAUCCCCGUGGGAUUCGCCGCCGGCUACAUCGUGGGCGGCCUGCUGCCGGCCCUGCUGGGCUCCUGGCGCUGGGCCUUCGUGGCGGAGGGGCUCGCCAUGACGCCCUUCAUCGCCUUUGCCCUCACCGCACAGCCCCUACACCUCCGCGGCUCCUCGUCUUCCUCCUCCUCACAUCGCUCCCGCUUCUCCAAUCACCACCACCCGCAUAACCAUCAGCAUCUUCAGCAGCAGCACCCCACCGCGUCCCGCUGGCGUGCGUUGUUACGUGAGUUCGGCGCCGACGUGGCGACCGUGUGCCGCCAGCGUGUGUGGGUCGCGGUGUGCGCCGCCUACACCGCCUACGUAGCCGUGCUAGGGGUGUACGCGUACUGGGGGCCGCAGGCGGGCCGACAGCUCUUCUUCGGUCCUGGAUCAGGAUCUGGAUCCGGAUCCGGUGGUGGAGAAAACGCGGACAUGGUGUUUGGUGGCGUGACGGUGCUGACGGGGGUGUUGGGUUCGGUUGCGGGCGGUUGGGCGUUGGAUUCGUUGGGUGCCAGUCUGCGGUCCGCGUGUUUGUUGAGCGCGGGGAGCUGUGUUGCGGGGAUGGCGGUGCUGCUGGUGGCGUUUGGGGCGGCGGGGAGCUUCGCGGGAUUCAUGGCGGCGUUUGCGGUGGGGCAGCUGCUCAUAUUCCUGCUGCAGGCCCCUGUCGCUGCUCUGGGCAUGUGGUGUGUCCCCCCCGCACUGCGGCCUCUGGGCGCCUCCCUGAUGACCGUCUCCAUCCACCUGCUGGGCGACGUGCCCUCGCCGCCACUAGUGGGGCUGCUGCAGGGGCGGCUGGCGGCGGGGAAGGACCCCGCGGCGGCAGCGCAGCAGUGGCGCGUGUCGCUGAGUGUGUGCAGCCUGCUGCUGCUGGUGAGCGGCGGGCUGUUCCUGGUUGCGGCUUGGCAGGCGGGGCCGGGUACGGAUUACAGGGGGAAGACGGGGGAGGAUGAGGAAGAGGAG